Molecule: messenger RNA, 1372 nt
Organism: Drosophila takahashii
Lineage: Eukaryota; Metazoa; Arthropoda; Insecta; Diptera; Drosophilidae
Source: RefSeq, a predicted model, not a curated record
AGCAGUAGUAGAAGACUAGCCAGAGUCUACAGAUAAAUAUCUUUUUUUUUGUGCACCCUCAUCCGAAAUCCCAAAAAAUGCUCAAGUGGACGGCAUCGGCGCAGCGCCUGAACGAGAUUCCCCUGCAGCAGAAUCAGAUCCCGGAUCCCAGUGAAACCCAGAGGAGGCGACUCCAGAGGAGGCAGCGCCGCCAGCGGAGGGCCACCAUAGCCAACAAGGAGAAUGUGCCCGAUACGGUGGGCUUCCACUCCACGCCGCACUCCAUCGUGCCCAUGGCCCGGCUGCUGAACAGUCCGCUGGUCUUGGCUCCGCUCAGCGAUAUACGCAAUGUCACCCCGGAGGCGGUGGCCACUCGAAAUGCGGCGCCCCAGCGGGUGCAGAGUGUGCGAUAUGCCACCACCUUGCCGCGCUUCGCCGAGGACUACUCGCCCAAUGGACUGCCAAGUGGCCAGCACUUGGCGCUGCGGGGCAUGGAUCCCUUUUUGGGGCAGCCACGCUACAUCGUUGGAGCGGGAGAAGCUCAAAAGCUGAGGCAGCGCAAGCUGGACGACGACUUUGUGGCCACCUUGGAGGAAGCGGAAGUGAAGGAGCUGCGGCAACCGGAGGCAGUGCGUCCCAUUACCCCGCAGCCCGCCUCCACGCAGAUGGGCGAUCAGACUUUGGAUCGCCUGAUAGAUGCCAUCUUGGACUCGGCCUGCAAGGCGGACGUGGGCAGCAAGAAGAAGCCGCGCCGAUCCACCUUCAAUCUGCGCAGGCGCACCCUGGUCAAGCAGCAAAUGGAGUCGAACGGCCCGCAGGAGGUGCUCUCCCCAUCCUACGCAGCUGGCGAUGAUCCCGCCGCCGAUCUGAGCUUUGGUUUGGUCCCACUGCCCAUGAUGGCCACUCCGGAGCCUGCCUCUCCGCUGAGCAAAAUACCCCACAAUGUGCUCAUCCAACUGGCCACCCCGGUGGCGGCCAAUCCAAUCUCCAAUCUUCCGGCGCCCGGCGACAACACCUUCUGCCUCGAGACCCCGGUGAAGACCAUGAAGCGGGGCCGCAAGGAGAUCAUCGCCAAGGAGUCGCCCAUCAAGCGCUUCAAGGUCGACGAGCGCAACUACUUCGAGGUGGGACUGGCCCUGCCCUCGUCCAUCUAUGUCUAAGGAGAGGUCCUUCGAGCCACAAAAGGAAAAGAAAAGAGAAGAGCGAGCCACGCUGACAAACGGGGGGAAAACGCUUAACUAUGACGCUUAUCUAGUUCCUAAGUCUUAAAACCAAACUAUACAAAAUUACUGUACAUAUUUUCCUAGCCUAAGUUCAUCCGUAUUUAAUCCAAUUAUUUAUACAACUUUUUUUUUUCGACGCUGCUGUUAUGUAGUUUUUGUAUUCACCACUU